GUGGACACUUUUCAAGGGUUUGGCCAAGUUGUGACGUUAGUUAUCUUUGGUGAGACAGUAUUGAGUUGUGUCUACACGACGUGGACUCUGGCAUCAGCGUCCCGUGUCUGCUGUGUAAUAGCCAUCUGACUGCUGGAUAUACCUUCUCAGAAGCUUCACAAGAGGGAAAGCAGUGACAGAGAAGGAAUAUAUCAGUUAUCAUUCUUUGCACGGAUUUCUCAGUGGCUUAGCAGUAACUGGAGUAAUGAAGACAGUGGCACAGAAACUGGAUGGCUUCUACAGGGAGCCAGGCCUCGGAUAUAGACAAGAUUUUGGGAUUCUUCAGUGAUGGCGCACCCCCCACCAAAAAGCCCAGGAAGCUGCUCCCAAGCCUGAAAACUAAGAAGCCUCGGGAGCUCGUGCUGGUGAUUGGAACAGGCAUCAGUGCUGCGGUUGCACCCCAGGUCCCAGCCCUGAAAUCCUGGAAGGGGUUGAUUCAGGCCUUACUGGAUGCUGCCAUUGAUUUUGACCUUCUAGAAGAUGAGGAGAGCAGAAAAUUUCAGAAAUGUCUCCAUGAAGACAAGAACCUUGUCCAUGUUGCCCAUGACCUCAUCCAGAAACUCUCUCCCCGUACUAGUAAUGUUCGAUCCACAUUUUUCAAGGACUGUUUAUAUGAAGUAUUUGAUGACUUGGAGUCAAAGAUGGAAGAUUCUGGAAAACAGCUACUUCAGUCAGUUCUCCACUUGAUGGAAAAUGGAGCCCUGGUGUUAACGACCAAUUUUGACAAUCUCCUGGAACUGUAUGCAGCAGAUCAGGGAAAACAACUUGAAUCCCUUGACCUUACUGAUGAGAAGAAGGUCCUCGAGUGGGCUCAGGAGAAGCGGAAGCUGAGCGUCUUACACAUCCAUGGGGUCUACACCAACCCUAGUGGCAUCGUCCUUCACCCAGCUGGGUAUCAGAAUGUGCUCAGGAACACUGAGGUUAUGAGAGAGAUUCAGAAGCUCUAUGAAAACAAGUCAUUCCUUUUCCUGGGCUGUGGCUGGACUGUGGAUGACACCACUUUCCAAGCCCUUUUUCUGGAGGCUGUCAAGCAUAAGUCUGACUUGGAACAUUUCAUGCUGGUUCGGAGAGGAGAUGUGGAUGAGUUCAAGAAGCUUCGAGAAAACAUGCUGGACAAAGGGAUUAAGGUCAUCUCCUAUGGAAAUGAAUAUGCUGACCUUCCAGAAUACUUCAAGCGACUGACAUGUGAGAUCUCCACGAGGGGAAGGUCAGCAGGCGUGGUGAGAGAAGGCCAGCUAAAUGGCUCGUCGACAGCACACAGUGAAAUAAGAGACCAUAGUACAUGAGAGGGCUAGAGGAAUCACCACCAUUAGACCAAGCUGUAAGGGCCUACUGUGGACAGUGUUUAACAAGUAAACUUACAAGAACCCAAAACAGCUCCUAAGAAGUACCAAAACCCAGAGGUUGAAGGCUGGGGUUAGUGAGGGGAUGCUCCAACCUAAUCCUUUGUGCUGGCUGAUUCCUGAUCUUCUGCGGCCUGUUCUGCUUCAAUACAUGCGUGACAAGGGACCCAAGUGUCACCCCUGCCCCGCCCCCAGCCUGGACAGGCCCGUGUCCACACAGCAGAUUAACAGGACAUCUCCACCGACUGUGGCUGCAGCUCUGCAUGGACUUGGGAUCUAGACGCCAUGGGAUCACUGUGGCCCUUGUUGCAGUUUUGUACUCUACUUGGUUUUUCAAUUAAGCUUAAUGGCUUUUUUAAAAUAUGACUUGAAGCUCUAGUUUUCUAGAUCUUUUACAGUGUACAGUAUUUUACAUAAUUGAGCUGUAUUAAAAGCUUGUUCAUUUACUUCCCAGGG
Molecule: messenger RNA, 1838 nt
Organism: Hippopotamus amphibius kiboko
Lineage: Eukaryota; Metazoa; Chordata; Mammalia; Artiodactyla; Hippopotamidae
Gene: SIRAL1
Product: family with sequence similarity 118 member B
Exons: 10
Coding region: 270-1325 (351 amino acids)
Source: RefSeq, a predicted model, not a curated record